Molecule: messenger RNA, 1159 nt
Organism: Myzus persicae (green peach aphid)
Lineage: Eukaryota; Metazoa; Arthropoda; Insecta; Hemiptera; Aphididae
Product: bifunctional endo-1,4-beta-xylanase XylA-like
Exons: 4
Coding region: 100-1005 (301 amino acids)
Molecular function (GO): protein binding
Source: RefSeq, a predicted model, not a curated record
AUAAAAUAAUAUAUUAAUGUUACGAUAAUAGUGGCGUUAUAUUGGACGAUCGCGAGAUCGUCUCAGUGCGAAUUCGUGAUCGAACAGCUAACAACAACGAUGUCGGUGUGUCGACUGUCUGUCGUCUUAUUCCUAUGUUGUGGACUGUCGGUUUUAUCCGUUUACGGUGGAGUACCGUUGGACGAUGUUGUAUUUCCCGAAGUACUGAGUUCAAGAUACCAACAUUCAUCAUGGGACUUUAGUAAUGAACGACCACCACCCAGAAGAACUAUAAGACAAGGUAAUCGUCGUCCAAGACCACCGAUGCCUAACGAAGGAGAUCCAUUUGCAGGGCUCGAACCCCAAGGUAAUAACCGACCGUCUGGUGGAAACCAAGGCCAAUGGUCCAAUCAAAGACCUAACCAACAACAGGGCUUUGGAAAUAGGCCAUCUGGUAAUCAAAACCAAUGGGGUACUAAUGGUAAUAAUCAGGGUCAAAAUCAAUGGGGUGUCAACGGUAAUAAUCAAGGACAAAACCAAUGGGGCGCCAAUGGCGUUAACCAGGGACAAAACCAAGGACAAAAUCAGGGACAAAACCAGGGACAAAACCCUGGUCAAAACCAGGGACAAAACCAAUGGGGUACCAACGGCAAUAACCAGGGACAAAACCAAUGGGGUACCAACGGCAAUAACCAGGGACAAAACCAAUGGGGUACCAACGGUGACAAUCAGGGACAAAACAAUCAAGGUAACAGACCACCUACCCAAACGACCGUAAAUCAAAAUCAAGUACAAACCAGCACGACUUCAUCGAACAGUGAAGAGGCAAAUGAAGCUCAACGAAACACAUGCAAUACGACCUGUAGAGAAAAGAUUACAAACGAAUACAAUCCCGUCUGUGGAAGUGAUUCACAGACUUACCAAAAUAGACGAUUUUUGGAUUGUGUCGCCAACUGUGGUAUACCCACUGAAUUCAGCUACAUUGGUACUUGUGUGACGACGACCCAACGCAUUACUCGAGCAUGAUGGAAUUUCAAAAUUUCGCUGCUACUUCUGAUAUACAUAGAUAAAUGAUUGACUUUUAUAUAAAUAUAUAUAUAUAUUCACCGUGAAUAACAUAGCUAAAAUUAUUGUAUAUAAAUAUUAUAUUGUAUUUUAAAAUAAUUUCUGUAUGGUUGAU